GACGAGAUCAAAUCAAGCCGGGGAUCCAGAGAGAGUGAUCGAACAGUAGUGAUGGGGAGGCCGCCGUGCUGCGACAAGUUGGGCGUGAAGAAGGGUCCGUGGACGCCGGAGGAGGACAUCAUCCUGGUCUCCUACAUCCAGGAGCACGGCCCCGGCAACUGGCGGUCUGUGCCGGUGAGCACCGGCCUCAUGCGCUGCAGCAAGAGCUGCCGCCUCCGCUGGACCAACUACCUCCGCACCGGCAUCAAGCGCGGCAACUUCACAAGCCACGAGGAAGGCGUCAUCGUCCACCUCCAGUCACUCCUCGGCAACAGAUGGGCGGCGAUCGCGUCGUACCUGCCGCGGAGGACGGACAACGACAUCAAGAACUACUGGAACACGCACCUCAAGAAGAAGCUCAGGAAGCAGCAAGCCAUGGGAGCCAUUUUCGCGCCGCCGGCGUCCUCCUCCCCCGGCACAGCAGGCGACAACUUCGACCACCACAACCACCACGACAUGGUCUCCAGGGCCGACGGCUACGGGGCCGGCCAGGCGUACAUGAACACGGAGGUCUCGCAGCUGAUCGCCGGGCGUGGUCACUCGCCGUUCGCCGACGCUGCCCCCGAGGCCUGCUCCUCGUCGUCCUACGCUUCGAGCGUGGACAACAUAUCCAAGCUGCUCGGCGGCUUCAUGAAGAGCUCCCCGCCGCCGCCGCCGCCGCACAACAACUACGACGCCGACGACGUCAAGCCUCUGCUGCCCUUGGACAGUAUGUCCGGCACCGGCAGCGCCGAGCUGAGCUUCACCGCCAGCGUGCAGCAGCCGGCGUUGAUGGGGGGACGCGUCGGGUACGAGUACGACGACGAGACCAAGCAGAAGCAGCAGCAUCAGGCGCCACUGUCCUCGAUCGAGAAGUGGUUGUUCGAUGAGGCCGCGGACCUGGAGCUGUCCGAUGAGUGCUACUCCGUUCCAAUGCUGUUCUAGCUAGCUCGCUGGGAAAGUAAAUUAAGAAACGAUGGCGUCACAGCCCACACACGCGCGCAAACAUACUGUGUUAAUUAGGUUAAUUAAUCUAUGUUACUCCAUGUUUGAUACUCUACCUAUGCAUCCAUGUUUGAUAGUACACACAAGUAAUGAGCCAAGCCUCAGUUGGUAAUUUCCUAGCGUCCAUAGCCGCAUUACGCAUACGCAUGUACGCACCUCCUUUGUACACUGAAACGUCGAAGGGUAAGAGACAGCGACAGGGAUUUAGCAGGACUGGCGAACUGUGUCAUCUGCAUUCCGUAGGCAUGAUGUAACCAAGGUUAUCUAUGCUCAAAAAGGGAAGAAGAGGCCUGCAUAUGUUUGUGUCACUUGACCUUGA
Molecule: messenger RNA, 1342 nt
Organism: Triticum dicoccoides
Lineage: Eukaryota; Viridiplantae; Streptophyta; Magnoliopsida; Poales; Poaceae
Product: transcription factor MYB60-like
Exons: 2
Coding region: 52-963 (303 amino acids)
Biological process (GO): response to auxin
Source: RefSeq, a predicted model, not a curated record